This is a messenger RNA of Hypanus sabinus (Atlantic stingray), 3811 nucleotides long. RefSeq lists its product as uncharacterized. The coding region runs from base 1963 to 2541 and encodes 192 amino acids. Gene Ontology annotation, molecular function: catalytic activity. The transcript has 5 exons. NCBI's taxonomy places the organism in Eukaryota, Metazoa, Chordata, Chondrichthyes, Myliobatiformes, Dasyatidae. The record is from RefSeq and is a predicted model, not a curated record.
AAGCUUCCUGUUAGAAUAUUAGUCCCCCAACAGUUCAGGUGCAAAUGGCCCCUUCUAUAAAUGUCCUAUAUUCCCUGGAAGAGAGUCCCAAGAUCCAAAAAUCUUAAACCCUCCAUCCUACACUAACUCCAUAACCACUUGUUAAACUGUAUUAUCUUUCUAAUUCUAGCCUCAUUAACAUGUGGCAUGGGUAGCAACCCUGAGAUCACAACCUUGGAGGUCCUGCCCUUUAACUUGGCAUCCAAUUCCCUGAACUUCCUAUGCAGAGCCUCAUCAGUUGCCCUACCCCUGUCACUGGUACCUACAUUGACCAUGACUUCUAGCUGUUCCCCCUUCCACUUAAGAAUGCUGGGGACUCGAACUGAGAUAUCCUGGACCCUGCCACCCAGGAGUCGACAUACCAUCUUGGAAUCUUGUUCUCAUACACAAAACCUCCUGGCUGUUCCCCUAACUAACAAAUCCCCUAUCACCACAGUGUCCCUCUUCUUCCCCCUUCCCUUCUGAGUCACAGAGGCAGACUCAGUGCCAGAGACCAGACCACUGUGACUUUCCUCUGUUAGGACAACCCUCCUGUCAGUAUCCAAAGUGAUAUAGCUGUUGUUGAGGGGGUUGACCACAGGGGUAAACUCUGCACUGGCUCCUUAACCCCUUCCUGACUGUCACGCAUUCUCCUGUGUCCUGCACCUUGCGUGUAACUACCUCUUUACAUGUCCUGUCUAUCACCCACUCAGCCUCACAAAUGAUCCGGAGUUCACCCAGUUCCAUCUCCAAACUCCUUAAUGUGGAUUGUUAGAAGCUGCAGCUGAAUGCACUUUGUGCAGUUGUGUCAUCAGGGACACUGGAGCCUCGAAGAACUCAAGCCACAUGAUCACCACUCGGACUCUGUCUACUCAGAUGAUGGCCACUGCACUUGCCCCUGCCUUCCUUUAAUCUGCCCUUGCUAAUCAAUCCCAAACACCGAUUGGUCACUGGUCAAAGCUCCUUUUCGCUGUCGUGAACCGCUGCUGCAUUUUCUACUCGGGCAGUGGACCUGAGUGAAAUUCGCUCCCCUCAAACCUUCUGAUGUCUGGAUUGGUCACCGGUCAAAGCUCUUUUAUCAAGUUUGAUCAAGCCAGAGUUUUUCUCUUUGGAUGACAGAGCCAGACAAGGUGAUAGGAGACAUAGCCUGAGUGGAUAUUCCCAGAGUGGAAAUAGCUGAUACAAUGGGCAUAAUUUUAAGGUGAUUGGGGGUAAGUAUGGGGGGAUGUUAGAGGUAAGUUUUUUACACAGAGAAUGCUGAGGGUGCCCUGCUGGGGUGGAGGGGGCAGAAGAGGCACAUAUGUUAGGGGUAUUUAAGAAACUCUUAGAUGGGCACAUGGAUGAUAUAAAAAUGGAGGGCCUUGUAGGAGAGUAGAAUGAGAUUGAUUUUAAAGUAGGUUAAUUGUCAGCACAACAUUGUGGGCUGAAGGGCCUGUACUCUGCUAUAAUGCUCUGUGUUCUACCUUCUUAAACCAGGGAAUGCCUGGCAGCUGGCUCAUGGGGUCAUUAGUAAUGGCAGUGGGCCUGGUCUGGCUGAGAGAGGGGUGAAGUCAUACGCUGGGCUGACUGUGGGAGGUGUGAAUGCAAGGAAAUGGUCAGAGGAAGGACUAAGGAAUGCUGGAGUUGUGAGAUACCAGGAGUACAAGAUAAAUGAGGACACCGUAAGCAUAUUGCCAAUUGGGGAAUGUCUGUCAAGGACUGAGUCAGUGCCGAGAUCGGUACCCUUUCGUUCGAACAAUGUGGAGCUGCUGAAGUCAAUAUUGAGUCGAGAGAGCAGUAAGCUGCCUUGUCAGGCUUUGUUUGAAUGCUGUAGGAGCCCAAAAGAGGAACCAGUGGAGUGGAAUGCAGAGAUGAAGAGACAAAGAGCUGUAAUUUGGAUAGGUACAUGGAUGGGAGGGGUAUGGAAGGCAGAUCAAUGGGACUAGGCAGCUUGGCAGAUACUAGAUGGGCAGAAGGGCCUGUUUCUGUGACCCUAUGACUUCAGUGUCUCGGACAGAGGCAAAUUUGUUUGUCCACAAUCUCACCAGCAGGGAGACCAAUGGAACUGCAGGAAGCCUGGGAGUGCACGGUUCAAAGGUUCCAGCACCGCUUUCUCACUCGAUGCCUCCCCUGUCAAAUGCUACCCAUUCUCAGCAUCCCAGAAUGGAGCCGGGCGUUUUGAUCUUCUUGCUGUACGUGAUGAUCAUCCACGAGCUGGUGUGCGGCUGGAUCGAAUACAAGAGGCAAGCAGCCAAGCCCAAGAAGCCAGCCCGGCCUGUCUGGUGCCCACAUUUGUUGUCUUUUGCACGCAGUUUGGUGCUGUCUUUCGUAUGGUUAUUAUUCUGUUUGGAAUUUAUUGAGAAUGCCUGCAAAGAAAUGACUCUCAGGUACUCUUCUCGUACGCAUAGUGGCUCAAAGGAGUUUUUUCUAAGAAUGUACGUGAAGUGCGGAAGCCCAGUGCAUUCCAGACCUCCCAUCCAUUCCACUAAACAGGAGAAACUCAGGGACUGGAAGAAGUCUGGACGCAUCGUGAGAAAAGCAUAAACGGGACGGAGCAUCAGUUCCCAAAGCAGCCUGAGUUCCCUCAUCCCCCAGGAGCAACUUACACUGCUUGCGUAUAGACCACCUACCGCCUCCUGUGUUUGCUUUGUGAAGGAAGAAACAGCAUUGAAUUCUCAUCAUUUUGCACAAAUGUAUUCAUAGCUUUGCACAUGAAACACAAUUUAUUGUAAUAUUGAUUAUGAUUCUGUAAGUUGCAAUGAACAAGUAUGAUUUUUGUUAGUGUCAGAAACACAAAGUAAUACCACUGUGAUUAGCUGCAGUGACGGAAAGAGACACUAGUACCAUUUUCUGUCAGAUCUUCUGGCCUCUGCAUAUGAUGUUACUGUUGUGUAGAGAGACCCAAUGCUCCUGUAAAAGCAGUGGCUGGGUGGGGGUGGGGGAAGAAGAGACAAACACAGAACCAAUGUUUCAUCUAGAUCUUCACACAUCAGAGUGAAGCACUACAGUAGGACGCCAUCAAAGCACUGAACUCUUGUUUUAAGAGGUAACGAGUAACAAGGGCUCUUUCACUCUGAACACUGAAAUCACGCUUUUGCUUUGAAAUAGAGUAUUUUUUCAUUUGAUUUCUAAAAUAUUAUAAUCAUCACUAAGUGUUUGAACACAUGGAGAUUCAAAAAGACAGAAAAAAAAAAUCACUGUGUUCCAGAAGAAUUUAAAAAUAUCAAAUCUGAACAAGGAUCUAGUGCUUUCUUGGUGUAUGUGAUAAAUAAACUCUUCUCGGGCUUCCAGCCAGGUAAAGGUAUCGAUCAUAACCGAUGUUUUGAUGACAAACUCCGCCGUCUUCACCAGGGAUGAUGUGAUCAAGGUGGCAGAGCUUGUCAUUGAAACGUUGGUUAUAAUUGAUACCAGUACCCGGCUGGAAGCCCAUAAUGAGUUUAUUUGAAAUAUCAGAUUUGUAUGGCAUUUAUUGCAAUAACUAGUGUAAUAAAUUACAUGAAAUACUCGCGGCUGCUGAUAUCAAUCGUUCUGAGCUUGUUACGCAUGAGUGGGAACUAUACCCAUUCCAGAACAAUAUAAGGUGAGGUGUCAUGAACCCAUCCAAACAAACCUUUGUGACAAAGGAUCUAGUGCUUUGUGAUAUUACUUCAAUGUGAAUCUGGACAGUUUUGGUUUUACGUAAACUUACAUUUUUUGAUGCACUAAGUGAUGUACAAGCUAUUCCAUGUGUAUUUGAAAGGUAAACCCUUUUAGACCAUUUGUGUUUUAAUUACUAAAUGUACAAUCAUUUGAUAAAUAAAAGGCCAGUACAGUG